AAAUUAUCAUUUAUAGUUCAAUCAACAUUUGACUAUUCACCUUAAAAUAUCAAUUUGCCACCUGGAUUUCUCUUUACUCUAUCAUUUGACGAUCAAAAUACAGCUUCAAGAACUUCAUUCUUCGCCUUGUUUUAGGCAAUUUCCAUAACUGGGAGAUCAGAUGGAGGCGGAAGUGGUAGAGAUUCUAUUGCCGAAGAACAAACCGAAUCUAUCGCGGCGAGAUUCUUGGAACGAAGCGAAUCUUGAGCUGAAGAGCUAUGGAUCAGGCCUGAAAUGGGUGUUUCUAGAUUAUUCUAGUCUCUGGAGAGCUGGGCUCUCGUGGUCCGUUUUCUUUGUGCUGAACAUCGGCGUUCCCCUCGUCUCCCACUUCGUAUUCUCCUGCUCCGACUGCGAUCCCAGCCACCAGCGGCCCUUCGAUGCAAUCACUCAGCUCUCCCUCUCCCUCUUCGCCGCCAUCUCCUUCCUCAGCAUCUCUUCCUUCGCACAGAAAUACGGCCUUCGCAGGUUUCUCUUCCUCAAUAGGCUGUCUGAAGAAACUGAAAAGGUUCAGCAAGGCUACACUCACCAGCUUCAUAGAUCGAUGAAGCUGCUGUGGGCGUUCGUGCUCCCCUGUUUCAUAGUGGACAGCGUGUACAAGAUAUGGUGGUUUAGCACGGGAGGAGACCAGAUUCCAUAUGUUUACAACAUCUACCUGAGCAAAUCCAUCGUUUGCAUCCUCCUCAUGUGCUCGUGGCUCUACCGUGUAUCAAUCUGCUUCCUCGUCUGCGUCCUCUUCCGCCUCACCUGCUACCUCCAGCUCCUCAGACUAGACGAGUUCGCUAAGGUCUUCGAAAGAGAAUCCGAGGUGGCAACCAUCUUGGUGGAUCAUCUCAGCAUCAGAAGAAAUCUCCGUGUCAUUAGCCACCGGUUCAGGCUCUUCAUCUUGUCCACUCUGAUCCUAGUCACCAUAAGCCAAUUCGCUUCGUUGCUCGUCACCACCGAGCCUAGAUCAAACGUUAACAUAGCCACAGCAGGCGAACUCGCGCUAUGUUCGAUGACAUUGGUGACAGGGCUGUUUAUCUGCUUGCGAAGUGCUGCGAAGAUCACGCACAAGGCGCAAGCAGUUACGUGCUUAGCAGCUAAGUGGCAUGCCUGUGCCACGAUCAGCUCGUUUGAUGAAUUAGAUGAUGUGACUCCUCCGGCUCAGAUUGCUUCAGCGGCCGCGGCUGUUGUGGAUUGGGAUACGGAUAAUGAAGAAGGGGAUGGAGAUGAUGUGUUGGAUAACACCAACUUAGUUCCUAUUUAUGCCAAUACUAUUUCUUACCAGAAGAGGCAAGCUCUAGUGACAUAUUUCGAGCACAACAGAGCUGGGAUCACUGUGUAUGGAUUUAUGCUGGACAGAACAUGGCUGCACACUAUAUUUGCCAUACAACUUUCACUCACACUCUGGAUCUUGAACAAGACUAUUGGGAUUUCAUAAUUUUGGUAUAUACAUAACGGUGAUUGUCUGAUUGAUGAGGUUCAAUUUUGGUGAUUUUACUGAUUUAUGUAACAAUUACCUAAUCAAUAAUUUGUGUAGUGAUGAUAGUAGAAGUUUUGAGAUAUAUUAUGAUUGGGAUUUUGUUUGUAGUGAAUCAUAUUGCUCCUAAGAUGCUUAUGCUAAUGUAAAUUUCGUGUUUUAGGUAUAUAGAUUACCUUUUCCACUUUGUCUACUUGAUUACGUUUGAUUCUGUAUUAAAUGAAACUUAUCCUCUUUUGUUAUUA
Molecule: messenger RNA, 1743 nt
Organism: Salvia hispanica
Lineage: Eukaryota; Viridiplantae; Streptophyta; Magnoliopsida; Lamiales; Lamiaceae
Source: RefSeq, a predicted model, not a curated record